AUGGCGGCGUCACCAGCCCUCGAACAGCACCUGAGAAGCGUCAUCCCCCAGGCCGAACGCUCGGCGCUCCGCGAGGAUGUGAUCCCCAAGAUCCUCGGCGCCAUCGCCGGCAUCGCCAGCACGCUGCACGCCUCCCAGCACGUCUCGCUGGCCGGGACCGCCAACGCCUUUGGGGACGACCAGCUCAACGUCGACGUGCUGUCCGAGAACGUCAUGCGGGAGGCCAUCGCGCGGUGCCCGUCCAUCGUCACGGCUAGCAGCGAGGAGGACCCCGUCGAGAAGCCGGCGAGGCCAAGCGGCGAGGCGGCCGGCACCCUUUCCCCUGCAACCACGUCGGAAGAGUACACCGUCGCCUUCGACCCCCUCGACGGCAGCUCCAUCAUCGCGCCCAACUGGACCGUCGGCACCAUCGUCGGCAUCUGGGACGGCCGGACGGCGGUGGGCCAGCUCCCCGCCGAGAAGCAGAUCGCCGCCAUCAUGGGCGUCAUCGGGCCCCGGAUCACGGCCGUCGUGGCCCUGCGGAUCCCCGGCACCGGCACCGGCACCGGCGCGGGCCCGGACGCGGACCCGGUGUGUUUCGAGAUCGGCUUCGGCCCCAACGGCGUCGCCGACUGCGAGAUCAUCCGCGCCUCCGUCCGGUUCGCCGACGCGCCCUUCAAGACGCGCUACUUCGCGCCCGCCAACCUGCGCCACGCGGCCGACGACGAGCGGUACGGCGCCCUCAUCGCCCGCUUCAUCCGGGAGAAGUACACGCUGCGCUACUGCGGCGGCCUCGUCCCGGACAUCGUGCACGCGCUCGUUAAGGGCCACGGCGUCUACGUCUCGCCCGUCUCGCCCGGCACCCUCCCCAAGCUCAGGUUCCUGUACGAGCUGUACCCCAUCGCCCUGAUUGUGGAGUGCGCGGGGGGCAAGGCCAUCGACCCGGCCGACGGCAGGCCUCUCCUCGACAAGGCGUCGGUUGACUGCGACGGGAGGGCCGGCUUGAUCUGCGGGACGGCGGAGGAGGUCGAUAUCGUGAAGAGGGCUUUGCUGGAUUGA
Messenger RNA from Colletotrichum higginsianum IMI 349063, 1038 nucleotides. Its product is annotated as Fructose-1-6-bisphosphatase. Gene Ontology annotation, cellular component: cytoplasm. The record is from RefSeq and is a predicted model, not a curated record. The coding region runs from base 1 to 1038 and encodes 345 amino acids. Gene Ontology annotation, biological process: fructose 1,6-bisphosphate metabolic process; gluconeogenesis; fructose metabolic process. Lineage: Eukaryota; Fungi; Ascomycota; Sordariomycetes; Glomerellales; Glomerellaceae. Gene Ontology annotation, molecular function: fructose 1,6-bisphosphate 1-phosphatase activity. The transcript has a single exon.